Messenger RNA from Branchiostoma belcheri (Belcher's lancelet), 3080 nucleotides. RefSeq names its product endoplasmic reticulum mannosyl-oligosaccharide 1,2-alpha-mannosidase-like. Gene Ontology annotation, biological process: N-glycan processing; carbohydrate metabolic process. The record is from RefSeq and is a predicted model, not a curated record. Gene Ontology annotation, molecular function: calcium ion binding; mannosyl-oligosaccharide 1,2-alpha-mannosidase activity. Gene Ontology annotation, cellular component: membrane; endoplasmic reticulum. NCBI's taxonomy places the organism in Eukaryota, Metazoa, Chordata, Leptocardii, Amphioxiformes, Branchiostomatidae.
AUGUGGAACCGGUUGUCUAGACUUCAACGCACAAUCAUCUGUGCAAUCCUGGUGGUGGGAGCGAUGUCAGGACUCUACAUAGCCAACGGGCUCGUCAACGAGUUACCAGAUGACAAGGACACCUUAUCACAACAACAUCAAGUCUUUCCUAAUGAAAAUGUUGUUCAUGUGAUGGACCAACGACACCCAGACAAGGAUACAGAAGGACAUCAAAGACUAGAUAGUGAUGAUGAUAAAGACAAGGAAGAUAAAAGGUUGCAUUUUGAACAGCAGGAAAGACAUGAGAGAAGGAAAGGAAAUGUGGAAAGGGAGGAAAAGGCACAAAUUAAACCAAAGAUUGCUGAUGCUGUCAGGCAGCCUGAGGUUAAAGGUCAGAAGGAGAGCAUUGUGGGUAACCAGGAAGAGGAUGAAGGGAUAGGGGCAGCAGGGGGGGAGUUGGAGGUAAAUGAAGAAAAGAAGACCGAUGUGCAAGUCCCAGACGGUGCAGAUGCUGGAGCAGAUGUAAAGGUGCCCGUACCCGACAUGGGAGACAGCAUGGGUUCACAGACUGCCCAACAGAAGGCAGUAGUGGAGGCUUUUAAGCAUGCCUGGAAGGGGUACAAGCAGUAUGCCUGGGGUCAUGACGAGCUCAAGCCUAUCAGUAAGGCUGCCAGUGAUUGGUUUGGGCUGGGACUGACCAUUGUGGAUUCACUGGACACCAUGUGGAUCAUGGGAUUGAUGGAAGAGUUUGAGGAGGCUCGGAGGUGGGUAGAAAAGGACCUGGUCCUGAAGAAGAAUGUUGAUGUGAACCUGUUUGAGACGACAAUCCGCGUACUCGGAGGACUACUCAGUGCCUUCCACUUGUCCAAUGAUCAAAUCUUUCUAGAAAAAGCUAGAGAGUUAGGGGACCGCCUGAUGCCGUGCUUCAACUCUCCGUCCAAAAUCCCGUUCUCGGACGUGAACCUGGAGUCGGGGAAGGCCCACCCGCCGCGCUGGGGGCCAGACAGCACCACCUCGGAGGUCACGUCUAUCCAGCUGGAGUUCAGGGAACUCAGCCACCAGACUGGCAAUGACAAGUACAAGAAAGCAGUAGAUGAAGUGAUGGAGCAUAUCCAGUCCCUCCCCAAGGACAAUGGACUCAUCCCCAUCUUUGUCAACGCCCGCUCGGGGCAGUUCCGAGCGGGAGCUACCAUCACGGUCGGGGCCAGGGGGGACAGCUACUAUGAGUAUCUCUUGAAGCAAUGGCUGCAAACUGGGAAAUCAGAAGACAAACUCAGAGAUGAAUAUGUGACAGCCAUAGACGGGAUGCAGAAAAACCUGGUGAAGAGCACUGCUGCCAAUGGUCUCAAGUUUAUAGGAGAACUGGUCAGGGGAACCUUCUCUCCAAAAAUGGACCACCUUGUGUGCUUCUUACCUGGAACCUUGGCACUGGGACACCACAAUGGUCUGGACGCCUCCCAUCUAGACCUGUCCAAGGAGCUGGCCAAGACAUGUUACCGCAUGUACGCAGACAUGCCCACUGGACUCAGCCCAGAGAUAGCUUACUUCAACAUCAAGGAUCCAGGCAAACCAGAUAUUGAAGUCAAGAGUGCCGACACUCACAACCUGCUGAGACCAGAGACAGUGGAGAGCCUGUUCUACCUCUACAGACUGACAGGAGACAAACAGUACCGGGACUGGGGAUGGAAGAUCUUCCAAGCCUUCGAGAAGUACACCAAGGUUCCUUCAGGAGGCUACUCAUCUAUAGGCUCUGUCAAAGACACCAAGAACCCAAGAUUCCGGGACAAGAUGGAGAGCUUCUUCUUGGGAGAGACUUUGAAGUACUUGUUCUUGUUGUUUAGUGAUGAUCCGAACUUGUUGCCACUGGACAAGUAUGUGUUUAACACAGAGGCACACCCACUGCCUAUAUGGAGACCCUGAGGACUGUUGAAAUGUGGGUCUCCUUUUUCCUUCCCACUGAUACAAAGAUGUCAACAUGUCCUUCCCACCUGAGUUUUACAAGGACUUGAGCAAAAACUUAAGCUUUUGGCAAUGUUGGAUCGUUGCAUUACCAUUGGGGCAUGCAGUGGACCAGAAAGAUGCUGAGAUUGCUGCCAGGAUGAAUUGUCCAAAUGUUGUUUUUGCCCAUCCACUUUUUUUUCACAUUGUAAAUCUUGCGUACAUAGCAAACAUGCGUGCUUCCUAUAAAAUGGCACGCAUUUGUUGUCCUCAGCAUUUGUUGGCAUUUUCAAGGAAGAGAAGUAGUAGAGGGGUAAAGACUCAGGUAAAUGUGUGUUACUUAGAUUAUCAUGCUUCUCUACAGAGUGUUGUUAUAGGGAGUCUAUGUGAGACUGGUGUCAAGGUAUGCUGCUACUGUUUCAUGUCUGCUUUGAUAUUCCACAAGUACAUGUUGAUGUUGUCAAAUUGAUUUUUAGUUAGAUGUGAAUAUUGUCAAUUUUGAUAGUUAAGAAUAGCCUACAUAGGAUUUGGGUACUUUAAGGAUCCUUUUCUUGGUCUGCCCAUCAUGAAUAUGUCUUGCAAUAUUUGCAAAGGAAAAUGUAGCAUCUUACUUAUAUAGUUCUGAGAGACCAAGAAAGUCCAUCCACCAUUAAUCUAAUCUUUGCAAUUACAAAUGUAUUUGGUCAGCUUGUACAGUUGUUACUUGUAUCUCUGAAAGCAAAGUUAUGUGGCAAAGGACAAAUGCAAUAUUUUAGAAAUAUUGUUUAUAGCAAUAUACAUGAAGUUCUGGAUGCAAGGGAAGUGCAAGGAAUGGUGGGCAAAUGUAACUGUGCAAACAAGGAAAUUAUCAGAGAACAUAUAUGAACAUUUAAUACAGGCUAUAAAAAAACUGGGAACGGAUGGUUUAGAGCAUAGAGAAGCAACAAUUUUAUACCAGUAUUCACCUACACCCAGACUCUUCACUGUCUGUAUGUCAGUUCAACAGUAUUUACCACGUGAUAGUAUGGGCUAUACACAUGUAUAUGUUACACUUACACAGUAUGUAUUUGUUGUGUAUAUAGUUUAUGACUACUGCAAAACUUGUUGGCCCCAUUGUCCCAUCAGAAGAAUGCAAGAACUGCAGUUGCUGAAAACAAAAGCUUGUAACAAAUAAAAGUGUUACA